ACGAGAUCUGCAGAAUUUAUUCCCAUUCUGCUGGUGACGGACCAUUCUGGAAUUUAAUAUAAAGGAUGAAUAAGAGGAUUGAGACACCAUGCGGAUAUAUAUAUAUAUACUGAGAAGAUGAAGGUGAAGAAACAUCCAGCCCUCGUGGCUCCAGGACGGGUCCGGUGACAUUCCUGCCUUCAGGACCGCCACUCCACAAGGUAUUUCAGGAGAUAGAGAUGAGAUGAGUCGGGCAUCUGCAGAGCAUCUCUCAGCAGCACUGAAGCGAGGAUGAUGAGAGUCCUGGUUAUUCUUCUGCUGACUGUCCUCCCAGCAGUCGUGCUCCCCGAGCGGCCGCUUCCCCCCGUCUGCGGCUCUCCGGUGUUCUCCCGGAGGAUAAUCGGAGGAACGGAUGCAGCAGAAGGAGCCUGGCCCUGGCAGACCAGUAUACUGUACAACUGGAGCCCGGUCUGUGGGGGGUCCCUGAUCACCACCCAGUGGGUGCUCAGCGCCGCGCACUGCUUCUCCGCAUCCUCAUCCGCCUCACUGUACUCUGUCUACCUGGGGGUCUACAAGAUGGACAUCCCCAAUUCGAAUGCGCUGCUAGCUAAUGUGGACAGUCUGGUUAUCCACCCCCAGUACACAGGUCCUGGAAGCAGUGGAGAUAUUGCUCUGGUCCACCUCUCCAGACCGAUCACCUUCACCCAGUACAUUCGCCCAGUGUGUAUGCCAUCAGCCUCCAUGGUCUUCCCACCAGGAUCCAGUUGCUAUGUUACAGGAUGGGGCCGGACAAAGUCUGAUGAAUUCCUGGCGUCACCUAAGACCCUUCAGCAGCUGAUGCUUCCGCUGAUCAGCAGGGAGAUCUGUGACCAGAUGUACCACAUAGACUCAGGUACCGGAGCCAGCGUGGCCAUCAUCAAGAGUGACCAAAUCUGUGCUGGGUACCAAGCUGGACAGAGAGAUGCCUGCCUUGGAGACUCCGGGGGUCCUCUGGUGUGUAAAAUGAAUGGGUAUUGGUACCAGGCUGGCAUUGUGAGCUGGGGAGAUGACUGUGCUCUGCCAAACCGCCCAGGAGUCUACACUUUGGUUUCAUCCUAUGAGUCAUGGAUCAACUUGUACAUUAUCAAGAGCUUCUCCUCCUCUUCUCCCAGUCUGGGUGCCUCAGUGCUGCUCCUUAUGGUCUCUCUGAUGCUGCAUAGCUGAUUAACGUCUCCCAUGAGGCUAAGGAACCCAAAAAAUAACUCUACCUAAAUGCCUACAACGGCCAAAGUCACGACUCCAGAUAAAUGAGUAUGGAGAUUUAUUUUAAAGACUAAUUCUUCAUGACUUGGUGAAUAUUGUGCAUCCUCAUCAUCGUGUCUCAUCUUUAUUCUGCCUCUUCAUCUUCAUUGUUUCUCUUCAUCAUCAUCGUGUCUCAUCUUCAUCAUUACAUCUCCUCAUCUUCAUCGUGUCUCAUCAUCAUCAUUACUUCUCCUCAUCUUCAUCGUGUCUCAUCAUCAUCAUUACUUCUCCUCAUCUUCAUUGUGUCUCAUCUUAAUCAUUGCAUCUCCUCAUCUUCAUCGUGUCUCAUCAUUACAUCUCCUCAUCUUCAUCGUGUCUCAUCUUAAUCAUUACAUCUCCUCAUCUUCAUCGUGUCUCAUCUUCAUUCUGUCUCCUCAUCUUCAUUGUCUCUCCUCCUCAUCAUCAUUGUGUCUCAUCAUUACAUCUCCUCACCUUCAUUGUGUCUUAUCUUCCUCAUUGUCUCCUCAUCUUUCUCAUCAUUGUGUUACCUCAUAGUCCUCAUUAUUGCGUCUUCAUUGUGUAUCCUCAUUUUCUUCAUUAUUGUGCCCCAUCCUCCUCAUCUUCAUUAUCAUUUUGUUUUCCUUCUGGAGAACAUCCUGCUCACUGUGGGUUCUGUUCACCCUUGUGUGUCUUGAAUGGAUGGACGUCUUAAUUCGUUACCAGAACAUGAUGGAUUUAGCGGACAGUGGACAAUGUAAUAAGAAAAGUUGUAGCCAUAGACGUCUUCCCCAUUCCCAGUUCACCUCAAGAAGCAGACAUGGAUCAGAAGAUUUGCACACAGAACUGAGGGGGCUACAGCAAAACAUCCUCAUAUUAGAUGCCCCCUUACAAUCCCAGGACAAGGGGUCCAGCACAUUGUAUGGGAUAAUGGAGACAUGUCCGUCUGCCCAGUCAUCCUGCCCUCUGCUUGUGUUCCAGUCUGGGCACUGACGAAUGGCAGCUGUGGGACUGCGAUCUAGGGACUCCUUCUCCAUGGACGCCACAGCAGCCAGCAACAGGACAGAAGAUAUUUCCAGGAUUUUUGGGAGAUUUUAUAAAUGGUGCAGAGCACAUGUAAAGCCCACACCAACUAAAUAUGUGUUUGAUCCUGUCUGGUCUCUGAGGACAGCAUUUUGCAAGGAUAUCAGUCCCAGGAGCCCCAUCUAUGUAUAGAUCCAUACACUGCCGUCCAUAUUGAGCAGACAUGACCAAACAAUCCUGCCGAGGAAAUCGAACCAUCCCCUCUGAAGUCGUGAUCCCAGACAUAACUAACUGAGCACUGAAACUUCGAUAGGGGGUGAGUUAUCCGACCUCCUGUGAUUGUGACCACAAGACAUUAUGUGGAGGAUUUCAUUGUUCUUAGUGACACUGAUACAAUGUAACAAUAAUAAUAACAAUAAUAAUAUUUUGUUUAAUCUUGUAUAUAGAAGCUGACAUAAGUAA
Messenger RNA from Bufo gargarizans (Asiatic toad), 2682 nucleotides. Its product is annotated as prostasin-like. Gene Ontology annotation, molecular function: serine-type endopeptidase activity. The record is from RefSeq and is a predicted model, not a curated record. Lineage: Eukaryota; Metazoa; Chordata; Amphibia; Anura; Bufonidae. The coding region runs from base 271 to 1182 and encodes 303 amino acids. The transcript is spliced from 6 exons. Gene Ontology annotation, biological process: proteolysis.